AUGUCCCUAUCUCGAGAAGCCAUGCAGGAGGGACGUGAAUAUCUCAAAGGUACGUUAACAGCAUUGUUAUCAUCUUUUUGUUUACAAAUUUUGAAAUUCGUACUGGGCUAGCCUAGAAAUUUUUGUUGUUAUGUAGCUAAGAAAUUGUAUGCUGGUCUUUAAGGUUUGGGUUAGGGGUUAGUUUAUGAAGGUUUCUGUUAGUAUAUGAUUCUAAAAAAUGUGUGCCGUUUUUUAUUGCGUGUUACAAAAACAGUGCGGGUUUAAAAGAAAAUGUUUGGUUUUAUUUUCAGUCCAAAUGCUUUAAUUAUUGUCUACACGUUGCAGUCUUAACUUUUCAAUUGCACGGUGCUAAGUCAAUUCUAAGGUUUUGAGGUGCAUUUUAAUGUACAGAGCUUAAAACGUAUGUUCUAAAGUAUAAAUAAUAGUUUUAUAAUAAUUAGCUGUUUUGAUUGGGGGUUUUAAAGCUUAACUUUCUCUAAAACCUUUCAUCGAAGGCUUUUUAAAUAAAAACAUAGAUGAAAAAAUUAAGAUAUAGUGGUAUGGUUAGGUAUAAAAAAGCCUAAACUCUUCAAAAUUAUAUAGCCUAAACAUGGGCAUUUUCAGAUAAUUCAGCCCAAAUGUUUGGUCAAAAGUUCUUCGACUGCCGUGUUGUUUCGAUAUGUCAGUUGUGCCAAAAGUCAGACAAAUUCGAAAAUCGAUUUCUGGCCAUUUGUAAAUACAGAGUCUUCAUCGUUCACGGCAAAAACCCGGUCAAUUUUAAGUUGGAGAAAAGCUUUAACUUGCUCACAUUGAGACAACUCCAGGUUCUGAACAAAGAAGUAAGUGUUUUGACUGUUCUUGUCGUCUUAGGUCUGUAACUGGAAUAAUGAAGCAAAUAUGUGUUUAUGGGGUACUGUAAUGAAGCUUAUGUACUGUAUUAAUAGUUUCUAAAGUUGUAGUACAUUACAUCACUGUAUGUAUGUGGUUACAAUUAGUCAUGAAAGAAGGUCGUGUAGACUAAGAACGGAAUAAAACCUCAUAUUUUCAGUUGAUACUGGUAUACGAAGACAAGCUAAAAUGUCACAAAGUAAUCUACCGGUCGGAUGACAUUGAGCCUCUCCAAAUGGCAAAGGAAAUAUUGUCAGCUCUGAAGCAUUACCUACCAGACAUUGGCCCUUGCAUUCCGAGAGUCAUGCAAGUACAGCCAGAGCAUCUUCUCCACGAAUUCCACCUGUUACCUUCUAGUCAGCCGUCAUUACCCUGUCAUAAUUUUAGACGGACGUAUGUUACGAUAUGUGAUUUGAUAGAUCAGCCUUACAACGAAGAGAUCAUCUGGGACGUGGACAGGAUCUACUUCAUCAACAAGAUCAGGGACAUUCGGUUGGAGGACUUUGGCCAUCUUGGUGUUAAGUAGGUUGUUUUAAAGUGGUUUUAUUGUAUAACUGCCAAGCUAUACAGAAUUUUAUUUAGCUUAAAAAUAUAAUACAUAGGGUAAGUAACUUAUAAUCUGUUCACUCUAUAAUAUCACAUUUCAGAGACCAAGUAGCAGUAAUUGGAUGUGCUCAAUUCUCUUCGUACUUCACGGGUAUUACUGUAGAAUCUACAAAGUUAACGGCUGAUCAUGUUGAUAUGAUUCUGAAUGUCGUCAGACGAUCUUCCUCUUUAAAGUCGCUCCGAUUGACAAACUGUGGUCUGCCUAAGGAAUUUUGUCAGCAUCUUGGCAAUGCCUUAUCAGCCAACUCUGACAUUCCAUUGGCUGUUCUGGAUUUGAGUGGAAAUCAGUUGGAUGAUAAGAAACGUAAGUUAUUUUGGUUAUUUGGUUACAUUUUAGACUACUGUACUUUGGGAUAUGACUGUAGAUUUGCUAUUUUGACUUUUAUAGUAGUAUAUCAGGCAUGACCGAUCUAAUUUGGAUACCUUAAAUUGCCUUUUCAGACAUUUGCAACUUGUCAGCAGUGUUACCGUGCAUCAGAACAUUGAAAUCCAUAUCAUUCGCAGAUUGUGGCUUGUCAGACAAGAGUAUUCAUCACUUAGCCUCAGGGCUCACAACUGGCCUAACUAUUGACAAAAAUGCCUCAGGCAACAAAUUUGAGUUAAGAAGGUUGAUUUUAUCACGAUGUUCACUAAAGGACGACCCAACAGAGUUGAUAAACUUUGUAUCAGUCUGUGGAUCGUUAAGAUCUCUGGAUCUGAGUGGCACUGGCAUUCUGAUUGACAAACUGUGGUCAGCACUAAAGCUGGGAGGUCUUCAGCUGGAGCAGUUGAAUAUCAGUGGCUGUCAGUCGAUGAAGAAACACAAAGAAGGCGUGGCCUCGAUCAAGGAAUUGUUCGCUUGUAUGGUCAACCUGAAGGAACUAAACCUAUCAAACACUCCUUUAAGUGCAGAACUACUUCAGGCCAUUCUACAAGGUCUUUCGGCAAAUUCCCAACUGUCUGACAUUAAGUUGAACCUGGAUGGAGCUUGUGGUGAUAAAGGGUGUGGCUUAAUCCUAGAACAAUAUCUUCCUUUGUGUCCGAUCGCUUUUCUGUCAUUAAGAGACAAUAACCUUGAACAAGAUGCUCUCAAACUGUUCACAUCAUUGAGGACGAUGACAGCACUACAGAGUUUGGAUGUUGGAGGGAACAACUUUAUUGCCCUGAGGGUGAACAAGAAGUACAGCAGUGUGUUGAGCAAGCUCGUCAAUGAACUGACCAAGUUAAUUGCCAGUGAGGAAGUUGUAAGUUUUGUUUAAAAUGUUUGAAAAUUACUAUUUUGCGACAAAAAGUAUAUUUUUAUAGACAAAGGAUGACGAAACAUUGUUUUACAUGAGCUUGAACUACAGUAAAGACUUUUUCUUACCGUAAUCUUAUUUCAGGAGCUAAAAGAGUUGAUUCUAAGCGACGCCAAGCUCGGCAACUUCUUAACCAUCCUCCUCAACGCCCUCAGCGUUGCCAACAUUGAACAACUCGACAUCUGUAACAAUGAAAUUGGCAAUUCUGGAGCUAGGCUUCUUUCGAAGGCUCUGCAGAUGAACACUAGCCUAAAAGUAGUGGCAUUUGACAGGAACCAAAUUGGCCUAGACGGAUUCCAGGAAAUCGCCUACGGGUUGAAAUUGAAUCAUUCUGUCACUUCGAUCCCAUUCCCAUCGAUCGACAUAUCAGAAGCUUUAAAUCGACCGGAAAGAGCCAAGGUCUUGAGUACGGUCGCCGAGAUAGAAGUGGCUUUAGAGAGGAAUAGAAAGAACCCGAAGUUGUUUGAGCUACAUUCACAGAAGAUACUCAACGAUUUGAAUAAUGUAAGAUAGUGUUUGCUUUGGUAUUUGAUCAGCAGUACUUAAAAUUGCACGGUGCAAGAAACAAAGUUUAAUUUGUACGGUGCUGACACUUAAUUUAUAGCCUUAUCAAAUAUUUCAUACUCUUAUAUAUACAAUUUCAGCACUGCGACAAGUACGAAGUGAACAACAAUACCCAGAAGAAGGUGGUAUUCCACACUCUGACUGAUGUUCUCAGCGAACUCGAAUCAGCUUCAACGUCAGCCUUAUCAUCAGAAAACCUGGUCAAUCAACUAUCAUCAGACUUGGCCCAGCUAGCCAGAGAAAGCAGCAACACCUUCUGCCAUCUCAUCCAAAAGCGACUAGCUGAUCAUAAUGUGGAAAUCAUCGAGCCGGUCGGAAACUGUCAUCCAGAAGACCUUAACGAUGAAGUUCGAGCACAAUUCGAGGAGAAAAUUAAUGGAUUCAUCCGAGAGGCCUGCUUCCAGACGGCUUUCAACCAGUUGGACAAGUUAUUGACCCAAAGCGACGCCUUCAAGUUGAGAGGAUCCAUCUCGAACUUGGGGAUCGAGAACUCUGUACAUAUUAACCAGUUCUCGGCCAGGACUAACACACCUAUGGCACAUCGCCCGAACUCGGCAUUGGUUAUUGAUGACAGUCCGAAGAGGACGGCUGCCGCUAAUGGCAACUUAUCUACACCAUCAUCCCCAUUGGUGCAUCUGGUCAAGAAUCGACCACCUCCGCCUAGGAUUUUGAAAAAUAAGGUGAGGGAGUGUAGAUUUUGAUUAAAAGUUUACAACAAUAAGGAUUUUUAAGAAAAAAAUUUAGCUGUCUGCGAACUAAAACUCAAUUUUAUCUAAAAACCAUGAAAUAUUUAUAGAUUUUUGUCCGUAGUGUGACACCAGUCGUGAACAGUGACAACACUUCUGUGAUGACAUCUUCAAUCCACUCUUCAAACUCCUCAAACAUGUCCAGCAAUGAAUCCAAACACGCUUCAGAAGACGUCGAGAGCAAUUCAGAAGCACCCCCUCUCAUUCCAAGACGCACUCGCCUACCCCCAAUGCCCAAUCAUCCCCCACGCCUCCCACCCAAACCCGGAUCCGACUCUCCGUCCAGUACUAGAAGCCCCACUGACCUGAGGAACCAUCGGACCAGAGUUCUGCCAGCUCUGGAUGAAGCCAUGUUGGCCUUCAAGGAUCCUGACAGCUCUUCCUAA
Bursaphelenchus okinawaensis is the source of this 4446-nucleotide messenger RNA. The record is from the annotation of a GenBank genome assembly. Lineage: Eukaryota; Metazoa; Nematoda; Chromadorea; Rhabditida; Aphelenchoididae.